Messenger RNA from Delphinapterus leucas (beluga whale), 2044 nucleotides. RefSeq names its product activating transcription factor 6 (gene ATF6). Gene Ontology annotation, cellular component: nucleus. Gene Ontology annotation, molecular function: RNA polymerase II cis-regulatory region sequence-specific DNA binding; DNA-binding transcription factor activity, RNA polymerase II-specific. The record is from RefSeq and is a predicted model, not a curated record. NCBI's taxonomy places the organism in Eukaryota, Metazoa, Chordata, Mammalia, Artiodactyla, Monodontidae. Gene Ontology annotation, biological process: regulation of transcription by RNA polymerase II; endoplasmic reticulum unfolded protein response.
ACCGUCCCAGAUAUUAGUUGCCGAGUUCCAGGGCAGGCGAACGUGUGUUUCGGGGGUGCCGGCUGGCGUUGCCGGCACCAUGGAGUCCCCUUUUAGUCCGGGACUCCCUCACCGGCCGGAUGAAGAGUGGGAUUCUGCCCUCUUUGCUGAACUUGGCUAUGAUGACCUGCAAUUGGAUGCGGCAAAUGAAACUUAUGAAAAUAAUUUUGAUAAUCUUGAUUUUGAUUUUGAUUUGAUGCCUUGGGAGACAGGCAUUUGGGACAUCAACAAUCAAUUCUGUACAGUUAAAGAUAUUAAGGCAGAACCUCAGCCACUUUCUCCAGCCUCCUCAAGUUGUUCAGUCUCAUCUCCUCAGUCAGUGGACUCUUAUUCUUCGACUCAGCAUGUUCCUGAGGAGUUGGAUUUGUCUUCUACUUCCCAGAUGUCUCCCUUUUCCUUAUAUGGUGAAAGCUUUAAUAGUCCCUCCUCAGCAGAGCCACUGAAGGAAGACAAGCCCAUCAUUAGUCCUAAGAGCAAAACUGAAAAUGGACUGACUCCAAAGAAAAAAAUUCAGAUGAGUUCAAAACCUUCAAUUCAGCCCAAGCCUUUAUUACUUCCAGCAGCACCCAAGACUCAAACAAACCCCAGCGUUCCAGCAAAAACCAUCAUUAUUCAAACACUGCCAACACUUAUGCCAUUGGCGAAGCAGCAGCCAAUUAUCAGUAUACAUCCUGCACCCACUAAAGGUCAGACGGUGGUGCUCUCUCAGCCUACCAUGGUACAACUCCAGGCACCUGGAGUUCUGUCGCCUCCUCAACCAGUCCUUGCCGUCACUGGGGCAGCCACACAUCUACCUAAUCACGUGGUGAACGUGGUACCAGCCCCAGUGGCAAAUAGCCCAGUGAAUGGAAAGCUUUCUGUGACUAAACCUGUCCUACAAAGUACCAUGAGAAGUGUGGGUUCAGAUAUUGCUGUGCUAAGGAGACAGCAACGUAUGAUAAAAAAUCGAGAGUCAGCUUGUCAGUCCCGCAAGAAGAAGAAAGAAUACAUGCUAGGGUUAGAGGCAAGGUUAAAGGCUGCCCUUCUGGAGAAUGAGAAGCUGAAGAAAGAGAACGGAUCCCUGAAGCGGCAGCUGGAUGAAGUUGUAUCAGAGAACCAGAGGCUUAAAGUUCCCAGUCCGAAGCGAAGAGCUAUCUGUGUGAUGAUAGUUUUGGCAUUUGUAAUACUGAACUAUGGACCCAUGAGUGUGUUGGAACGAGAUUCCAGGAGAAUGAAUCCUGGUGUGAACCCUACAAAUCAAAGGAGGCAUCUUCUAGGAUUUUCUGCUAAAGAGGAGCAAGACACAUCAGAUGGUAUCGUCCAGAAAAACAGCUACAGAUAUGAUCAUUCUGUUUCAAAUGACAAAGCCCUGAUGGUGCUAACUGAAAAACCACUACUCUAUAUUCCUCCACCUCCCUGUCAGCCCCUGAUUAACACAACAGAAUCUCUCAGGUUAAAUCAUGAACUUCGAGGGUGGGUUCAUAGACACGAAGUGGAAAGGACCAAGUCGAGAAGAACGACAAAUAAUCAACAGAAAACCCGUAUUCUUCAGGGUGCCCUGGAACAGGGCUCAAAUUCUCAGCUCAUGGCUGUCCAAUACACAGAGACCACUAGUAUCAGGAACUCAGGGAGUGAGCUACAGGUGUAUUAUGCUUCACCCAGAAGUUAUCAAGACUUUUUUGAAGCCAUCCACAGAAGGGGAGACACGUUUUAUGUUGUGUCGUUUCGAAGGGAUCACCUGCUGCUACCAGCUACCACCCAUAACAAGACUACAAGACCAAAGAUGUCAAUUGUAUUACCAGCAAUAAACAUAAAUGAGAAUGUGAUCAAUGGGCAGGAUUACGAAGUGAUGAUGCAGAUUGACUGUCAGGUGAUGGACACCAGGAUCCUGCACAUCAAAAGCUCGUCAGUUCCUCCUUACCUCCGAGAUCAGCAGAGGAAUCAAACCAACACCUUCUUUGGUUCCCCUCCAGCAGCCACAGAGGCAGCCCACGUUGUCAGCACCAUCCCUGAGUCACUACAGUAG